Molecule: messenger RNA, 1476 nt
Organism: Synchiropus splendidus (mandarinfish)
Lineage: Eukaryota; Metazoa; Chordata; Actinopteri; Syngnathiformes; Callionymidae
Exons: 2
Coding region: 134-754 (206 amino acids)
Source: RefSeq, a predicted model, not a curated record
UGGACCAUCAGACGCGGACCCCCACCCUUGUCCUCAUCCCCUCCCUCCACUAAUAUUUCUUCAACAUUAUGACACCGUCCGAUCCGCGACUCCAAAGUCAAAGUCCCUAUUGUGGAUUUUCCUAUCCACGGCGAUGGCGUCCACUCCCUCUGGUUCUGCUCUGACUGCCGUUCUCCGAUGUCGAAGGAAUGUGUGGGCCAGGAAUAAGCCGAGCAAGCGGCCUCCUCCAGCGGGCUACAGCCUGGGACUGGCCGGUGUGCUGGCGCAGGAGGCUCCGGCUGAGCGGGGUCGGGGAGCGCGAAUCGUGGUGAGGGCAAGGCUGGCAGUCAACAAUCCGUCACACGAACUGAAAGGAAAUAUGCAGACGAGGGCCAGGUUGAAGGAUUGCUUCUCCAAACUUCGAGGUCCUGACCCAGAAGAGCCAGUUGGCGGGGAUUUUCUGCGUCAUCUGGCGCGAAAAGUGAUAUCAAGUUUCCGUGGAGCCGAUCGUCACCCUUCUAUCGUCAUUACACAUGUAUGUCCCGCACAAGUAUAUCAAAUAGUACUUGUUCAGGAAAUCACGGAACAGUUUGGGGAGUCCAGGUGUUCUGGAUCAAGUAUCGUGUCCAGAGGCUGGUCCACGCUGAGGGACACCUGUUUGUCUCUGACGACCAUGCUUUCUGACGUCAUGUUUCGCAAGCUCGCAGGGCUUUGUUUGCCCAGCAGAUGGCGCCGUCACACCUCUCAACGACACAGGGGGGACGACAACCGCUAACACAAACAGGUGAACAAGCUCACAUGGACCUAAACCGCCCUAAGAACUAACAAGGACAGAAGACCAGAGCGGAAACAUCGGAUUGAGUCCAAACACAACAGUGUUACGAGAUUAUUUAUUGACUUAAACUUUGCAAUAAGCGUUGGACUUUGAGCACCAUGAUAUUGGAGACUGAAGAUCCGUUUGUGUCUGAAUAAAAAUAACCGACCUGCGCAAACAUGUCCAACUUGGCUAACACUUGCAAAAAUGGUCGCUGGUUCCAGAUACUCAGAAGUCUUCAGAUCAAGUUCAACCAAAGCUCCGGACCAUUUCAGCUGUUCUUUUUUUCCCCCACAUUCCAAAGUAAGCCAGGCAUUUCUGGAAAUGCAGGUCAAACGUUGUUCUAGACACUUUCACUGACAUGUCAUUAUGAACGAACCCGCCUUAACAAAUUUGUCUAGUCGAAACGAACUUUGUCUAAAUAUAGCAGAAUAAACAUGUGGGUUUCACUUCAGAGCUAAGAUACUGCACGCGUAUCUUCAAACAGAAUGAAAUGCACAAAUCAUGAAACUGUCAACUACUACAUAAAAGGUCGAUCUGGUAAUAUUAUUUGGUGGUUGGUGGUUUAAACCAUCUGUCUGUCUGCACUCAGUCUGAAAAAAAGAAUUCCUUUUAUUGUUUUUGUCACGUAAGCGACAGAACUCCAUGAUGAAUGAUCCUAAAUACCAGGAUGCAAUUCACGA